Messenger RNA from Cantharellus anzutake, 646 nucleotides. RefSeq lists its product as uncharacterized. Lineage: Eukaryota; Fungi; Basidiomycota; Agaricomycetes; Cantharellales; Hydnaceae. The record is from RefSeq and is a predicted model, not a curated record. The coding region runs from base 27 to 251 and encodes 74 amino acids. The transcript has 4 exons.
UUUCUCCUCACUCUAAAACUUCAGGAAUGCCAAGAAUGCUGCUAACCAACUUGUAUUUCAUGCCGGCGUCCGUAGGGGAAUGCGUAUCGGUGAAACCGUUCCCUCAGCUCCCACUGCCCAGGAUGCAGCAGUGGGGGGUUAUCGGAUACAAGUCAGCGGACGGGGGCAUGUUGGGGUCCGAACAUCUCAGGAUUUUCUAUGCGAGGCGAAGACUCGAUCUUUGGACAAUCUAUUCUAUAUUCUAUAACUAGUUACGGGGCACCUACCAGAAGUACAUCGGACUUGGAUGACGGCUAUAUAUCUUGAGAUUGACAUUGCAGCUAUGGAGGGUGAUGCAUCUAGCCAAUGCACCAAUAUGGGUACCAUUGUGGCACGAUCGUUGGGGCCUGGGAGCCAGCAAUGCCAGUAACUUCGCUCUUCGGGGUGGACGGCUCACUGGGGCGAGUUAGUGAUAUAAGGUGGAGUUGUGACAUCGGGAAAUCUAAAAGGGCUGUCCGUUAAUAGACAAUGGGGGAAAAGGACUUGGGACUAUGUCGGUUCACAGAUAAGCAAUACUUACUCAAUCUCAGUAGUCACAUAUGGGGGCCAGUCGAAUACGUCGUGCAUGAUAUUGGAUAGACAAAGCCGGUAGGUGAAAUCGUAGCUA